AAGAACCGACAGCGGUGAAAUUAAAUAAAUCAAUGACGCUCAAGGAAAUCCGUGAGAUGCUCUCUCAAUGUGAUGAAAAUAGCAAAUCCAUCAUGAAGUCCGAUAUGUGCUUUUGUAACAAGGGAGGCCCAAAUGUUAUACGAACGAGCGAAGAAGCGAAUAUUUAUCUCGGCGAGAUAAUUGGCGAUAACAAUACUCUCUGCAUUAAGCGAGCGAAAUACUUAAAUAAAUCUGAACUUCAAGCAAAUAGCGAGGAAUUCUGUGGAAAUGGCAUUGAAUGGAAAUUUAAUUUAAAUAUGGCUGGUAAGAAUUUUUUGAUGAGUACACAUUUUACACAAAAGGGAUCAAACGGAGUUGAACAUAAAUCAUGCCGGGUAGUCGAACAAUAUAGCCGAGAAACAUUGUUUAUGAAAAAAGAACAUAUAAAACCUUCUGACAAAUUUAGAGAUCGUGUAGAGCGAAGUUUGAAGUUGAGUGAUCAAAAGGAGAGGCGUGACGCAUUAAUCAAAGUUGGUGUAGACUAUGAGUUUUUUGGGCAAGAGUGGUACAACUUGGAGGGUUAA
Molecule: messenger RNA, 563 nt
Organism: Paraglomus occultum
Lineage: Eukaryota; Fungi; Glomeromycota; Glomeromycetes; Paraglomerales; Paraglomeraceae
Source: the annotation of a GenBank genome assembly